Messenger RNA from Hypanus sabinus (Atlantic stingray), 1623 nucleotides. It is a transcript of the gene pcgf1, whose product is annotated as polycomb group ring finger 1. Gene Ontology annotation, biological process: negative regulation of transcription by RNA polymerase II. Gene Ontology annotation, molecular function: promoter-specific chromatin binding. Gene Ontology annotation, cellular component: PRC1 complex. NCBI's taxonomy places the organism in Eukaryota, Metazoa, Chordata, Chondrichthyes, Myliobatiformes, Dasyatidae. The record is from RefSeq and is a predicted model, not a curated record. The transcript is spliced from 9 exons. The coding region runs from base 105 to 890 and encodes 261 amino acids.
CCUCCACUCACUGGGUCGCCUUCCGGAUCGCCAAGCGUGCGCAGUGCGUGAUGACGCAAGGCGACCAUCACUCCUCCACCCGCGGCAUCCGCUGACGCAGUGCGAUGGCGGUUGACGCUCCGAUGGCGAACGCGAUGCGGCUCCGGAACCAGCUGCAAACGGUCUACAAGCUGGACCCGCUGCGGAACGAGGAAGAAGUAAAAGUGAAGAUUAAAGACCUGAACGAACACAUCGUCUGUUAUCUGUGUGCUGGCUACUUCAUAGAUGCGACCACUAUCACAGAGUGUUUACAUACAUUUUGCAAGAGUUGCAUUGUGAAGUACCUGCAGACCAGCAAAUACUGCCCAAUGUGCAACAUCAAAAUCCACGAGACCCAGCCCCUCCUCAACCUGAAGCUCGAUCGAGUGAUGCAGGAUAUCGUCUACAAACUAGUCCCAGGUUUGCAGGAGAGUGAAGAGAAGCGAAUUCGAGAAUUCUAUCAGUCCCGAGGGUUGGACAGGGUCAUACAACCAGUUAAUGAAGCUGUGUCACCGGACUUGGCCAGUUCUCCAUACACCACCUUCGAUCACUCCAAAGCCCACUACUACCGAUACGAUGAACAAGUUUCGCUCUGUUUGGAGAGGCAUGGCUCCCCUUUGGGAAAGGAGAAAGGGAAACUAGUAUUGCAGCAAAAGUAUGUGCGAUGUUCAGUCCGGGCUGAGAUCAGGCAUCUACGGAGAGUUCUGUGCCACAGAAUAAAUGUACUAGAUCUGCAGCAGGUACAAAUACUGUUCGACAACGAACCUCUGCCAGAGCACAUGACCAUGAAGCAACUUUGGCUCUCGAGAUGGUAUGGCAAGCCCACACCAAUGGUCCUGCAGUACAGCGUGAGGGAGAAGCGAGGAAGAUGAAGUACAAGGUGCAUUCUGGUGCCAUUUGCCAGAUGUCUCAGUGUGUUUGAACUGUGGGCUGGGUAAGCAAGCUUGGGCUGGACUGACCCUGCAGCCACACGGUCCUAGAGUACCUCCGUUCACUGACGUCACUAGACUGAAUCAAGUAAAUGCAGAGCUGCAGCAACACUCAUAACUUUGAAGACGCCACUACUCUGUGCUCUGAUGUGUGAAAGAGCUGAGCUCACCCCAUCUCGCCCUGCACCCCACCCCUUCUCCACCACUUCCUCCUAAGGAACUGAGUCCUGAGAAUGUACUCCUUCUGAUCAGCAGCCAGCAUUGAUGGGCCUUUGGAGAACUGAACUGUAUUCCUGAUGACCCCACAAAAUGCCAAUCACUCUUACGGCAAAGGGUCUCAAGCCACAGCCCUGAAUAUCAUUGGCACAGCAAAGUUGACCUGGAUGACGAAUGUCUCGGAUUCACCACUCCACCUUCAAGCCGCUCAAUGUAAAGCUGUCAAGGGGAGCCAGAAAUGCAUUUUGUUUGUUUGUUUAUUUAUCUCUUUUAAUUAUUUUUCCUUAUUCCAAGUUAACCAGCCAUCAGGAAAUUUGGGCUAAAGUUAGUUUUUAAUGAAAUGCGUGUUCAUUACUCCUUUCCCCACCCCCUCCCUUUUCGCCCAGUGAAAAGCAGCAGUCCAGAAUGGAAAAUGUGUUUAUCAGCCCCAUUCCCAUUAAUAAAUCACACCCAGCAACGA